GAAAAACUCGCUCUCACUCAAUGAGGACUCAGAUUUUCAAAUUCCCCGUCAAGGCCGCAAAGACCUCUCUGUGCCUCAUCGCCGCCACCGGUGUCGCCACCGUCACUUUCCAAACCAUAAUCCCUAACUCUGUCUCCUCUCCCCAUGACUCUCCGUUUGUUUCCACAUCUUUGUCAGGCAACGUUAGGGCAGCACUGAACGGCGUCGUUCGCUCAUCUCGCGCUCUCUUCACGAUCACUUCCGUUGUUGUUGACUACAAGUAUUCUUUACACGGCCUGUCCGCCGAUUCAGAUGAUUAUCUUCGCACGCUUUCCGAGGUUCAUCUCCGUUCAGCAAAGAGGAUUUUAAGAUUAUGUGAGGCCAAUAAAGGUUUCUAUGUGAAAGCUGGUCAGUUUGUUGCAGCCCUUGCGCAGGUCCCAAAAGAAUACUCAUCAACUCUGUCAUCAUUGCAGGAUCAGGCGGUUCCUUGUUCCUUCAAGGCUAUAGAAAAAGUGCUAAUCAACAAUCUGGGACGGGAUUUGUCAGAGAUGACAUUUCAAAAGUACAUCCCAAUGUGAUUAUAAUUCCUG
Ilex paraguariensis (yerba mate) is the source of this 569-nucleotide messenger RNA. Lineage: Eukaryota; Viridiplantae; Streptophyta; Magnoliopsida; Aquifoliales; Aquifoliaceae. The record is from the annotation of a GenBank genome assembly.